Microthlaspi erraticum is the source of this 423-nucleotide messenger RNA. NCBI's taxonomy places the organism in Eukaryota, Viridiplantae, Streptophyta, Magnoliopsida, Brassicales, Brassicaceae. The record is from the annotation of a GenBank genome assembly.
AUGAGUCACCGGAACUUAGUCCCUCUCUUGGGUUAUUGCCGCCGAGAAAAAGAGCUUCUUUUGGUGUACGACUACAUGCCCAACGGAAGCUUAGACAAAUAUCUGCACAAUAAUCCAGAGGUAACACUCGACUGGAAACAGAGGUUUAAAGUCAUCAAAGGUGUAGCCUCUGCCUUGUUCUUCCUCCACGAAGAAUGGGAACAAGUGGUGAUUCACCGCGACAUCAAAGCCAGCAACGUCUUGUUAGAUGCGGAGCUCAAUGGGAGACUCGGAGAUUUCGGUUUAGCUCGGUUGUGCGGUCACGGCUCGGACCCUCUAACCACGCAUGUCGCUGGAACAUGGGGAUACUUAGCCCCUGAUCACAUCAGGACAGGAAGGCCACGACCGCACCGAUGUUUUUGCGUUUGGGGUGCUCCUACUUGA